Molecule: messenger RNA, 1857 nt
Organism: Kuraishia capsulata CBS 1993
Lineage: Eukaryota; Fungi; Ascomycota; Pichiomycetes; Pichiales; Pichiaceae
Exons: 1
Coding region: 1-1857 (618 amino acids)
Molecular function (GO): protein binding
Source: RefSeq, a predicted model, not a curated record
AUGGCCAUCAUGAGCAAUCAUCCAUAUAGACAGCAAUUUUAUUCGGGGCAGGAAGUGUUUCUGCCCUCGAACCCUAUGAGCCAGAGCCAGAGCCAAAAUCUGAGCCAACAGGGCCAACAGAGCCAGAAUCCGGCCAAGCUUCAAAGUUCAAAGUCUUCUCCGUUGAUUUCGAAACCUACGGAACCUGCCUAUAUUCCCGGCCAGUUUGACUUCAAACUAAGCGGCGAAAGAGUUCACAGACCACCUCACUUCUCAUCAGCGGUGAUUCAGCCGAUACCUUCACCAAAAGUUGAACGUGCCCCUCAGCAUAUUGAGCCCUCGAGGCCGAAAUCUUCGUAUAAGGUUGAAAUUGCUCAGCCCAAAGAAGUGUUUAAGAGUGUUUCCCCCGAUUCAAUAGAGAGGACUGAGAGGGCUUCUCCACCAAAGGCGGCCUCUCCGCCAAAGGCAGUCUCUCCACCAAAGGCAGCCACUCCAGUGGACUCUCCAGUGGUAUCCAGGGUUAACACUGCAGUCAUGUCACCCACAUUUGGCACAAAUGUGGCCAAAGGCUCAGAGCUGUCGGUGGACUCUUUGAACCAGGCCACUAGCGUGUCAUCGCCGCGGAAUAUUUCACUUUCUCCUAAUUUCACGGGCAGUUCUACAGAGUUGCGGUCUCAAACCUCGGGAUUGAGAGCUCAGUUACCUAAUGGAGCCACAGUUGAGUCUUACAGAAAGAACGCGAAGAAAUCCAACGAUCCUGCGGUGCUUUUCGACUAUGCUAAGUACAUGCUCGGCCUCGGACUGUCGGUCGACGAAAGUGCAUUUGUCAGUUCCGCUCCCGAGUCUAGGAAUACACAUUCCAAGAGCGCAUCUAGAACAUCGCUUCUUGGUCUGGGGAACUCGUCUUCAUUAAGCCAUAACAGUGCGGACUUUCAGAGCUGCGAGAGCGGCGCCGAGCUCAGCAAAGCAUACCUCAAGGAAAGUCGCUAUUACCUCAAAAAGCUGAGUGAUAAGGGAUACAUGGAAGCACAGUACAUUCUUGGAGAUGCAUACACAAGUGGAAUUUUUGGAAAAGUAGAAAACAAACUUGCGUUCGUGCUGUUUCAGAGCGCUGCCAAGCACGGCCACAUAGAGAGCUCAUACCGCACUUCAGUGUGCUACAGAGAGGGUCUUGGGACCAAUCGCGAUGCAAGACGUGCGGUCGAAUUCCUCAAGAUUGCCGCAAGUAGAAAUCACUCUGUGGCCAUGAUGGAACUGGGGAUAUACUGCUUUUACUCCAAGAUGGGCCUGCCGGAUGACGUGAAUACCAAGAAGCAGGGCAUCAAGUGGCUGACUCGGGCAACCGAUAACGCCAGCGAAUUGAGCUGUGCUGCUCCAUAUGAGCUUGCUAAUAUUCUUUGGAACGGGUUCAGAGAUAUUGUCAUUGCAGACCAGCAGUACGCCAUAAAGCUGUAUUUUAGAGCGGCCGAAUUGGGCCACAUCCGAUCGAACUACCUCUUGGGAAGUUUCUACGAAACGGGAAAGAUAGUGGAGCCCAAUGCGGACCUGUCAAUUUACUACUACAAUGUUGCAGCAAUCAACGGAGACGUUGACGCAAUGGUGUCGCUGUGCUCGUGGUAUCUGGUAGGCUCCGAUAACCUGCCUCGUGACGAAGAUGAGGCGUUUUCGUGGGCUCUAAGGGCAGCAGAGUGUGGAAUGGGAAAAGCACAGUUUAUCGUGUGCAAAUUCUACUACAAAGGCAUUGGCUGUGACAAGGACCUGAACCAGAGCUACGAAUGGCUAACGAAAAGUGCCAAUGGCGGGUUCGAGAUGGCCGUAAAGAAGAAGAAAGAACUCGACUCCAAAAGGGGAGAGAAUAAAGAUUGCAUUAUUGUCUAG